Messenger RNA from Stegastes partitus (bicolor damselfish), 2874 nucleotides. RefSeq names its product negative regulator of reactive oxygen species (gene nrros). NCBI's taxonomy places the organism in Eukaryota, Metazoa, Chordata, Actinopteri, Pomacentridae. The coding region runs from base 711 to 2771 and encodes 686 amino acids. The transcript is spliced from 3 exons. Gene Ontology annotation, molecular function: protein binding. The record is from RefSeq and is a predicted model, not a curated record.
CAUAGAAGGAAACACAUGCAGUGUUCAGGAAAGACACUUAAAGUCAGCAAGAGUGUGUGUCAGGUCUUAAAGGACAGAGCUCCUGUAGCUGCAGCUGACAGGUUUGUGCAAUCCAACAUCUUCACCAUCCUCUGAAGCGCUUCAUCCAAACCAUGCUGAGAUGUCACCUCAUGCACACUGCUGAGCUUGUGUGUAUAUUUGUUUUGGCUGUUGCAGGCCGAACAUCAGCAGGAAGGGCGUGUGUGUGUCGAGUGGUUUCCUCUCGAGUAGCUUGGCUGAUCACAACGAGCAGAGGGUGUCAAGGGUGUGUUCUCGUUGGGUUUUUGUGGUAGCAGUUGCGCUACCAGCAUUAGCUGCCUAUACAUCAGCGCCACUUCUGAAGAAAGAAAAAAAAAAAAAAAAAAGCAGCACUUGUGCAGCUUUUGGCGAGGAGCUGUUGAGCCUGCACUCGCCUUCCUGUGGCCCCGGGCUUGAGAACCUCUGAGUGAUCGAGGCAGCUUGUCCAUGUGACUCGGUUUCCGUUGCCUGCCUGCUUCCGUGAAUAGUAAAAAAGAAGUUUGGUGCUUCAGUCAGCUCAGAGGUAAGCGGCUGAACUUCACACGCUCUGAACGCGCUCUGCAGCAGCGAGGCAACCAGCGAUAUGGUCAGGGGAUCAACCGUCAGUGGCUUGGGAAAUCCACACCUAACCACCAGUCAGUGAGGAUGAGAAGAUGCCAGUCCACGGCCUCACUCCCAUCCUGCUUGUCUUGGUACCCAUGUGGACGAUCGUGACGCCGGUCGCGAGUCAUCCACAGCACAGCCGAUGUCAGCUGAUACAACGAACGGCUCUCUGCAACGACGGCAGGCUCUCCUCGGUGCCCGUGGGACUGCCGGACAACAUAGAGGAGCUCCAGCUUAACUACAAUCAAAUUGAAACACUACAGGACUCCGCUCUGCUCCAUUACCCCUCACUAAACGCCCUGAGCUUAGCUUGCAAUCGUUUGGUGAAAUUAGAGCGAAACACUUUUCAAGACUCAAAGUUGUUAAAAAGCCUCAACCUGGCGAACAACGACCUUCGGAUCGGCUACCAGGAGAGCAGCCUGGCAUUAAAGAAGCUCCACGGUCUCACAGCUCUGGAUCUCUCUGAAAAUAAGCUCGAAGAUGAGAUGGCUGCCACUCUCCUCGAGAAUCUAACAUCUCUAGAGUACCUCAAUCUCUCCGGAAACCUCUUGCAGAGAGUGGACGAGGCCUCGUUCAAGGACCUCCACCAACUCAAAGAACUGGACUUGCAAAGGAACAUUAUGUUCGAGAUCGACGGCGCCUUCGACGGCAACUCCAAACUCCAGCGGCUCAACUUGGCCUUCAACUAUCUGCCCUGUCUGACAGACUUCCACAUGACUCAGCUGGUGGUCCUCAACGCCAGCCACAACAUCAUCGAGUGGUUCAUCUCCAGGCAGGACCUGAACGACACCUUCCAGCUGGAGACGCUCGACCUAUCCAACAACAAGCUGCUCUUCUUUCCCUUCCUGCCCAGCCACAGCCGUCUACGGAACCUCUACCUGUCCCACAACGUCAUCAGUUUCUACGAACAGAUGGCGCGCAACGUCACGUCCCCGAACUCCUCCACCACCGUCGAGUUCUACAAUCUGAAGAACUACAUGGAGAACGUGACCGCCCAGUUGUGGGACGACGACCUUCACGGCGACACCUCCUCUCUAGAGAUUUUAGACCUGAGAGGAAACCAGGUGGAUUACUUCCCUCAGGGAUUCAUCCAGAAGAUGCCGGCGCUGUCCAGACUUCAGAUGUGCACCAACUGCCUGGAGACCUUAAACCUGACGUCGGAGCAGUUCACCGGCAGCUUGUACGAGCUGGACCUUAGCAACAACAGGCUGAAGCAGGUUUUGGCGGACGAGGCGGCGCUGACCGCUCUUAGCAACUUGACAUACUUUAACCUGAGCCUGAACGGUCUGGAGAGGCUACCGGCGGGACUGUUCUCCUCGCUGCCAAGCAUCCGGUCGGUGGAUCUCAGCUACAACAACAUUGACGUUUGCCUUUCGGAGGAAGCUGAGCUCACUACACACACUGUUUCAUCCUGCGCAGAUUGGAAGAACAUCGCAUCCUUAAGGCAGCUUUACCUUAAGGGAUGCAACCUGAAAAGAAUUCCAGACUCUGCGUUCACGGGUUUGUUGUUGACGCACUUGGAACUGUCCGACAACCCCGGACUCAACGCCCAAGAAUCAAUACAGAGCCUGAGCAGAACGUUGCAGCAUCUCGGCGUGGGGAACACUCACAUGCACGGCUUCGACUUCUCCCACCUCCAAAGUCUGAAGUCUUUGAACAUUUCAAAGAACUCCCUCGCCCACCUUCCACCUUCGCUUCUCAGCCUCGACCUGAAAGUGCUCGACUUGAGGGACAACAGGCUGCCCACUAUCCACUCGGCUCACGCUGCCGCGCUAGCCCCCAAACUUCACACCGUUUUCCUCACAGGAAACCCGUUCAACUGCUGCCAGACGGAGUGGUUCAGGAUAUUCGAGACAACAAAGACGAUCAACAUGUUCGGACAAUCGGAGAUCGAAUGCGAGGAUCUCUUCAGGACGACGCACAGCGUGGCGCGCUCCGAGUUCUUCUCCUGCGACGAGGAAGGCGGAGAAUCUGUGUUCUGGUACAUUUUGCUCCUUGUGCCGAUGUGCGUUUCGUUCCUGGGGGUUUCUCUGAUCGUCUCCCUCACCUUCAAGCCCACAAUGCUACAGAAAUCAAUCAAGAAGAAAUGCUUGAGGCCCACGUCUUACUGAUACUUUAUAAACCCUACAUGUAGCUACGACUUUGUACAGUAUGUUAUUGAGAAAUGUAACUGAAUGUAUGUUGGAAAUAAACUCACCUGACUGUAAAACCGUC